UUGAAAAAAAAAGAGAUGGGGGAGAAGAGCAAGAUUCUGAUUAUCGGGGGCACAGGGUAUAUCGGUAAAUUCAUAGUAGCCGCGAGUGCGAAAUCUGGGCACCCCACAUUUGCUUUGUUGAGAGAAGCUACAAUUGAUGACCCUGCUAAAUCUCAACUCAUUCAAGACUUCCAAAAUUCUGGAGUCACUAUACUCAAAGGUGAUUUGAAGGAGCCUGAGAGCUUAGUGAAGGCCAUAAAGCAGGUGGAUGUGGUUAUAUCCACUGUGGGCCAGAUGCAGUUGGCUGAUCAAGUCAACAUCAUUGCUGCUAUUAAGCAAGCUGGAAAUAUUAAGAGGUUCUUUCCGUCGGAGUUUGGAAACGACGUUGAUCGUGCCCGGGCAGUGGAGCCGGCAAAAUCGGCAUGGUCGGUGAAGGUUGAGAUCCGGAGAGGUAUAGAGGCACAAGGCAUUCCCUAUACCUAUGUUUCAGCAAACUACUUUGCUGGCUAUUCUCUGCCAACGCUCAUGCAGCCAGGAAUCCCCCCUCCGCCUAGAGACAAACUCCUCAUCUUUGGAGAUGGAAAUGCCAAAGCUGUGUUCAACGAUGAAUGUGACAUUGCCACAUACACCAUCAGAACUGUUGAUGAUCCAACAACAUUGAACAAAACCCUCUACAUCAAGCCUCCCAAAAACAUUUACUCCUUCAAUGAGAUUGCUUCUUUAUGGGAGAACAAAAUCGGAAAAACCCUCCACAAAAUCUAUCUACCUGAACACCAACUUCUUCAACAGAUUGCAGACUCACCAAUGCCAAUAAACAUAAUACUGGCGAUCAACCAUUCUGUAUUUGUGAAGAGUGAUCAGACAUAUUUUGAGAUUGACCCAUCAUUUGGAUUCGAGGCUUCACAGCUCUACCCUGAUGUCAACUAUACCACUGUGGAUGACUACCUCCAACAAUUUGUCUGAACUAAUCCGACUACAUCAAUAAUGGGAAACCCCUAAUUCACCUUUUUUUAUUACUAAUAUAUAUGUGUGUGCUUUUGAAACAUUUAUGGACCUAUCAUGUAUGUUAAAUUCAUGAAUAACGCUUAUGUUAUCAAUUCAUCCACUUCUUCUUCGUUUGAGUUCA
This is a messenger RNA of Salvia splendens (bonfire salvia), 1105 nucleotides long. Its product is annotated as isoflavone reductase-like protein. NCBI's taxonomy places the organism in Eukaryota, Viridiplantae, Streptophyta, Magnoliopsida, Lamiales, Lamiaceae. The record is from RefSeq and is a predicted model, not a curated record. Bases 16 to 942 code for a protein of 308 amino acids. Gene Ontology annotation, molecular function: oxidoreductase activity. The transcript has 5 exons.